UCGUGAUAAGCUAUAAAACAACUGCGCGGAUAAUGGCAUCGCUAUAUACGAUUUCGGUUGCAUAAGCACGUUGAAAAUUCCAAUUGCGUGAAUCGAGUGCUUACGUACACAACCCAAUCAACAAAAAUUGAAGUCUAGUUCUGAUCGACACAGAAACCAGAAAGAUGAGCAAACUACAGGUGAUCGUGCAUCCCGUGAAGAAGGAGUUCCAGCGCAAGAGCUGCGGAUUCGACCAUGAUACGCCCGAUGAUUUUGUCAAGUCACAGUGGCAGUCAUGUACAAAGAGUAUGACAUACCUAUUUUAUCGCUGGUUCAUGGCUCUUUUCUUUGUGGUCGUGGUGAUUAUCUCGAUGUUGCCAGAUGCGAAUGAUAAAUACAGUUACUGGCUAUAUUUCAUCUACAUGACCAACUGGGGCAUAUGGAUGUGCAUGUUAACGAACGUAUUGGGCGCUGUUCUAGUCACCAUUUGGCAUUAUCAUCCAGAGUAUGCGGAUAAACUCCUGAAUGUAAAGAGUUCCUUCAGCUAUUUCCGAGUCUAUUGGGGUAUGCACAUCAUAUCGUUGGUCCUGUCUAUUGUCAUUACCAUUAUUUACUGGAGUCUUCUUUAUGAUGCUAAGGAAGGGGCCUUGGACGCCACGAAUGUACUCACUCAUGCAUUUAACUCGAUUUGCAUGUUCAUCGAUCUGUGGAUUGUAGCACAUCCCCUGAGGCUGCUGCAUAUAUUUUUGCCAGUAUUAUUUGGAGUUGUAUUCGCCAUCUUUUCGUAUAUCUAUCAUUUGUGCGGGGGAAUUAACAAAAAAGGCAAGCCUUAUAUCUAUCAUGUGAUUGAUUGGAGGAAUCCUGAAGGCUCUUUCAUCACUGUUGUUGGCGUACUCGUCUUAUCCUGUUGCAUUUAUGUUCUGCUUUUUGCCUUCUUCAAGCUGCGAUUAUUCCUCCAUCGUCGUUGUCGCAAUGCGAAUUUUGUACUGCCGACCAGUGCAAAAUCAAAUGGUCAAACCAAUGGAUUAGAUGAUAAAUCCGGAAAUGGAAUACAGCACUCGCCUUCGCGCAUUUCUAUGGUAUUGGGCAAUUUCGCUGGCUAUGAGAAUCAGGCCUAUUUGCCCACCGGAGAGCACUCAAAUAAGAGCUAAUAUUUGUUAAGUACACUUUAGACUGUAGUAUUUAGUGAAUUUAAUUUGUAGAAUUUAUAACCAGUGAUAUUAUACUUUAUGGUUUUGCAUUAAGUAAAUAAAUUUGUUCUGUGGAGAGUUGUUGGUAAAUAAUUCUUGAAAUGCAA
Molecule: messenger RNA, 1276 nt
Organism: Drosophila takahashii
Lineage: Eukaryota; Metazoa; Arthropoda; Insecta; Diptera; Drosophilidae
Product: protein rolling stone
Cellular component (GO): membrane
Source: RefSeq, a predicted model, not a curated record